Messenger RNA from Juglans regia (Persian walnut), 366 nucleotides. RefSeq names its product E3 ubiquitin-protein ligase ATL9-like. Bases 1 to 366 code for a protein of 121 amino acids. The transcript has a single exon. NCBI's taxonomy places the organism in Eukaryota, Viridiplantae, Streptophyta, Magnoliopsida, Fagales, Juglandaceae. The record is from RefSeq and is a predicted model, not a curated record.
AUGGUCCUGUUUCCACGUUCACACUCGACGGGUCACUCGUUGAUCCAACCGGAAGAGAAGUUAGAACACGGAACGAUUCACGUUGAGGUUGCCAGUGGAGGUGAGGAAAUAGAUAAUGAACCCGAAACUAAACCGGGCCACGAGUAUGGUGUUCUUGCCAAGGGAAGGGAGUUCGAGGCGGGAUACCGAGCAGGUGGGGAAGGGAGUAGCAGAGGGAAGAGUCACAGGAGGAUGGAGAAACCGGACCAGAUGAGUAAAUCGAAGCGGUGGGCGUUUUUUACAAGGGCAUGGUCGAUGAAGUCACCGAAGGUGGCGGCUAAUAAUGAUGGAGAGGGCACCUCAUCUCAACCGGCGGGCGAGGGAUAA